AUGGAGUCUGAGUGGUCCCGUGGUGGCUCUUCUUCUGAUGGCUUCGAUUUCAAUGACCCGCCUGAUUCAGUCGUCAGUGCCACUACCAUCUCAGUUUGCAAGAAGAAACCACGCCAAAAUGGUGAUGAAACUGCAAACCAUUAUGAUUCAAACUGGACCAUGGAUUGUUCUACAGUCAGACUUAAAACACUGCAUAUCAGUUCUCAUAUCCUACCUUUUGUCUAUAAGCUUUCCUCAUAUGGGAUGAGUGAGUCAGAGCACACACAUGUUAGGAUUAAGCUAUCUGGUAAUACCUUGAAUAUUACUGCAGCGCCAGCAUUGCUAGAUGUGCUUAUGGCUGCAGACAAAUUUGAAGUCUCUUCAUGCAUGAAUUAUUGUCGCCAGUUAUUGCGAAAUUCAGUACCCAUGACACUUGACUCUGCAUUGCUUUACCUGGAGCAUCUUCCUCAUACCGAUAAAGUCCAAUCACUGAUUGAUGCUACAAAGCUUUAUCUUGUUGACCGAUACAAGGAUAUAACCAAGUUCCAGGAAGAGGUUAUGACCUUGCCUCUUUCGGGAAUAGAGGCAAUUUUGGCUAGUGACGAUCUCCAGGUUGAAUCAGAAAAUCGUGUAUAUGACAUUGUAUUAAUGUGGGUUAGAAAACAUUACAACGAACUGAAAGAAAGGCAAGAAGUUUUGGGUACACGGCUUGCGCGAUUAAUUCGCUUCCCUUAUAUGACAUGUCAAAAGCUUGAGACGGUCUUAGCUUGUGAUGACUUUGCACAUAACGAUGCUUUUGAGCUUGUACUUGAAGCCUUACUUUUGAAAGCAGAGGCUCAACAAUCCCUCACAACAUUUGCUUUGAAUUGUCGUUUUGUGAAGAGGGCAUACAAGGAUCUCUAUGUUAAGGUGGUAGAAUUUGAACUUCCCCGACAACAAUGUGUGGUAUACUUGGAUUUGAAGCGAAAAGAGUGUGCCACUUUGUUUCCAUUUAGCCCUAUGAAGACUCAAACAUUCUAUUUGGGCGGGCAAAGGUUUUUUAUAGUAGCAGCAUGCGGCAGAAAUAUCAAGCGCAAUUUCCCUUGUUUUAAACUUGCUGUGGCAAUGAUGAAAAACUAUUCGGGAAGUUUUGUUGUGGACUGUGAAUUUGCUGUAAGGUCUGGGCGAAGAAAAGAGUUUGUUGUUAAGAAGUCCAAAAUGCAUUGUACAUUCACUGGGGGGACGAUUGUUGUCUUUAACUUGUUUAAGGUUUCAUGGACUGAAUUCAUUGCUGAGAAUAGUCCUUUUUUCGUUAACGAUGUUCUCCACCUCAAAGCCGAACUCACUAUCAGACCUUAA
Messenger RNA from Lotus japonicus, 1317 nucleotides. Its product is annotated as BTB/POZ domain-containing protein At2g46260-like. The record is from RefSeq and is a predicted model, not a curated record. Gene Ontology annotation, cellular component: nucleus. Gene Ontology annotation, biological process: response to red light. NCBI's taxonomy places the organism in Eukaryota, Viridiplantae, Streptophyta, Magnoliopsida, Fabales, Fabaceae. Bases 1 to 1317 code for a protein of 438 amino acids. The transcript is spliced from 4 exons.